This is a messenger RNA of Eriocheir sinensis (Chinese mitten crab), 7870 nucleotides long. Its product is annotated as protein FAM102A-like. NCBI's taxonomy places the organism in Eukaryota, Metazoa, Arthropoda, Malacostraca, Decapoda, Varunidae. The coding region runs from base 28 to 1536 and encodes 502 amino acids. The record is from RefSeq and is a predicted model, not a curated record. The transcript has 7 exons.
UUAAAUGCUUUCUUGUGUUCCAGGCUAAUGGUGGCGGAGCACGCGGUCAGAUGGGACAGCCGCUUCACCUUCACAUGCAAGAUGACAGCCAACGCCUCCACGGGGGAACUGGACUCCUGUAUGUGCCGCGUCUCCGUCAGGCAGGAGGUGCGCGGCGGCAAGUCCUUCCAAAAGCUCGGGUUCGCGGACGUCAACCUCGCAGAGUUCGCGGGCUCCGGGGGGUCGCAGCGCUACCUUCUGGAGGCCUACGACUCCAAGACGCGCCUCCACAACUCCAUGCUCAAGGUCACGGUGGAGAUGACCCUGCUCUCCGGCGACCCCUGCUUCAAGGCGCCUACACCACUCAUACACAAAAAAAUGCGUCGCGAUAGCAGCUCACUCUUCAUCACACUGACCCUUGACCUCGACACACCCCCGGAGGUGACCCGCCACAACCCUUCCAGGCAACCUCCCAGGGGCACACGCUACCAGCCAUCAGUGGAGGCCGCAGGGGAGGAGGAGCCCACGCGGAGACCCACCUCUGGCUCCCUCGCCUCACUCACGUCCUCAGGCUAUGACUCACUCAAGAAGAAGGUCCAUGAGGUGUUCGGGGAGGGUGAGGAGGGCGAGGGAGGGCUGGCAGGGGAGGUGCCGGGACACUCCAGGAACUCCUCCAACACCUCCCACGGCUCCCACGCCUCCGGGUACGCCUCCAUCAACUCCCAGUCUGAGGUGUCCGGCCACAUGAGACGGACACCGACCUUCACCCUGUGGUCUCCUGAGUGUGUGCACCCCGCCUCGCAGCCUCCCACCCUAACCCUCUACACCCAUAACACCCCAGACUCCUCACCUCAGCCGCACCCCAGCCUCACGCCACGCCCCAAAGGCCUCGUGACGCACCCUAAACCCACUGCACGCUUCCACUUGCUCACCCCCCCCGCUGAGUGCCCCUCGUGUGGUGGAAGCCCCAAGCCUAACACGCCCAAAGCUGGUCUGAUGCAGCGGACGGAGCUCCACAGGCUGCUUGGGGGCUCGACUCGCUCCCUCACCUCCCUGGCGUCCCUGUCCUCCUGUAGCACCACCAGGGGGGACUCGGUUUCCAGCGGGGAGGACAGUAUGACGGUGGAGGAGCUGCAGUCUGCCAUCACGGCCGCCCUAUUUGCCUUUACUGACGCUUCUAACUUGCAUGUUUCGCCUGUUUCCCCCUCAAUGGUGUCGGAAAAGAAUGCCAGAAACAGCAGCGCCGGGUCUGGGGGCUUGAGCGAGGGCGGCUCCCUAGAGAGGGCAGCCGGCGGGAGGGGCAAGCCAGGCGGGAACGCAGGAGGGCCGGCAGGGGAGGCCAACAAGGAGUCCCGAGUUGACGCCACGAGGAUUGACGCCAAGGACAUCAUCGACAAGCUCUUUGAGGACACCAAAAUUGAGUCUCUGAAACCUGAUGACUCGGCUGAGACGUCAGGCCUUCAGCUGUACAUCGGGAAGGACGGGACAGCAGCCUUGGGGGGGCGGACGCUGAGUGCCGCAGGGGAGUUCAAGCCAGUCGUGUUCGAGAAGAGAUAGCACCAGCAGCACCCUGAGGGAGGCUUGCAUCUCCCCAGCCAGACCCAUCCCCCGCCACCCUCCCCAGCCACACCCCUCCACCACCGUCACACCCUCUCCACCAUCCCCACCACUGCCACCUCCACCCCAAGGCCGCACCACAGAUAGUUCCGGCGUGAUGUGUAUUGGUGGAGAACUUUGCCGUGGAGCGAAAGCCAAAGCACAACGCAAAAAUCAAGGAAGAAUCAAGGUGUCUGUGGAAGGGCCGUUAAAAGGUGGUGCGAGGUGGUGGAUGUGAACUGACAGUGUUGUGUUGGUGGGCGGUCACUGUGUAUCGUGGUGUGGGUGUGGUGGGGUGAUUGGUGAAGCAAACCGCAGCGUGGGUCUGCUAUACGCAAGUCCCGAGGCCCCGUUUAAGUAGUGCCGUUUCCUGUGUUUUGGGGCACAGUGUUGAGGAGGCGUGGCUGGUGUUCGGCUCCCAGGCACUUCAUGACCAAGACCAAAACCUGUGAUUUUUUAAUAUGUUUUUUCCUGUGUGACUUAGUGGAAGGAUCAUCAGCAGCUUGUGAUUUUUAUAUAUAAUUCUCGACUACAAUAAUGAUAAUAAUACAGCCGUCCCUCAAUAAGUACGCUUUCCAAUAGUCCUGUUUCGGUUUUACGUGGAUUUUCGUCGAAGAUUUUUUUCGGAUUUUUAAAUUUCCCGACGAGCAAGAAAUUAAAAAAUCCCUAAAAUAUCUUCCAUGACAAUCCGUAUAAAACCGAAACAGAACUAUUGGAAACCGUACUAUUUGAGGGACGAGUGUAAUUGGUGUGACAGUUUUUAGAAAGGGAUGUACGAAUCUAAAAAGAGAGAGAGAGAGAGAGAGGGAGAGAGUGAGAGGACGAUUCUCACCGUUAUUCAGCGCGCUACAAAAAUAUCAGUCAAGCGGCAACUCAGUCAGUGUCAAUGUUAUUUGCUCAGCCGUGUGUCUUUGGUGUUUGUCCAAUGAUGCCGAGAAGGGACACUUUUGCCUUAUUGGUUCUUAAGGAGAGAGGAGAGAAGCUCAUAAGGAGAGAAUGGAGGGAAUAAGGAGAGAGAGAUAGAGAUAAGGAGAGAAUGGAAAUGCUCUGAAAGGAAUAAAGAAAGAGGUUCAGAGAGAAAGAUAAGAAGAGAGAGAGAGAGAGAAGGGAUACAGAGAAAGAUAGAGAGAUGGGGUACAGAGAACGAUAGAAAGAAGAGGUUGAGAGAGAUAGAAGAAGGUAGAGAGAAAGAUAGAAAGAAGAUUUUGAGAGAGAGAUAGAGAGAAGGGGUACAGAAAAAGAUAGAGAGAAGAGAUUGAGAGAGAUAGAAGAAGGCAUAGAGAGAGGUUGAGAGAGAGAAAGAAAAGAGGUAGAGAGAGAGAUAGAAAGAAGAGGUUGAGAGAGAGAGAGAGAGAGAAGGGGUACAGACAGAGAUUGAGAGAGAUAGAAGAAGGUAUAGAGAGAGAAAGAAAGGAGAGGUACAGAGAGAGAUAGAGAAAGGAGGAUCAAAGAGAGAUAAGAGAUAAGAGGUUCAGAAAGAUAUACAGAGAACUUCAGAGGCAGGGAAAAGGAAAAUAGGGGGACGCUGCCAUGGCUUAGGAACAGAGAACAUAGAUACAAGAGAUACAGAGAUAUAGAGAGAGUGUGGAGAGGUUCAGACAGAUAGAGAGAGAAGAUUCAGAGGGAGAGAAGAGGAAAAUUAGGAGAGGCUACCAUGGCUCAGGAAUAGUGAACAUUAGUUUGCCGUGGGAAGGUGAAAGCGUUGAAGGAUUUUUGUAUAUAAUUAAAACAUCGUCUUCAUCGCCGGACCGCCAGAGACGUGAAGUGUUGUACUGACUAAUUAAGGCAUGGUCAACUAUCAUCUAACAUUGAACCCUUCAUCGUCAGCUCUGUGUAAUAAUAAUAAUAAUAAUAAUAAUCGUAAUCAUUGUCUCAUGGUCAGCUGUAAAUACCAUAAUGCAUAUUUUUACAUGGAAUUUUCUGUCAUAUAAUUGUGUAUUUAUUACGUGAUAUAAUGAGAGAAGAAUUACGCCGGAAGUGAUGAUGUGACGGGAAACUGUGGGGGAAUUUCAACUUGUGCCAGAGAGUCUUUCAGAAGUAUGUAAAUGCCCUUCAGUUUCUUAAUGGUUCCUCCAAGCGAGAAUAAUGAGAAAAAAUCACCCCUCACACAAACCAUUUCAUAAUACAUAUAUCAAACCAUUUGUGAUCAGAUUAUGUAUCAUCUAUUUCAGGGAGUUUAUAUCAUGGCACAAAUUUGGCCCGUCGCUCCUACACGGUAAAGCCACAAAUUUGGCCCGUCACUCCUACACGGUAAAGCCACAAAUUUGGCCCGUCACUCCUACACGGUAAAGCCACAAAUUUGGCCCGUCACUCCUACACGGUAAAGCCACAAAUUUGGCCCGUCACUCCUACACGGUAAAGCCACAAAUUUGGCCCGUCACUCCUACACGGUAAAGCCACAAAUUUGGCCCGUCGCUCCUACACGGUAAAGCCACAAAUUUGGCCCGUCGCUGCUACUGGGUUAAGAGGCAAAGCGUAAAGAAUACCAAGUUUCACAGAAUGUUGCAAAUAUACUACAUACCACCAUUUGUCUAAGAACUGACGUAGAGGGUUUUUUCAAUACAUUUCAUUUCUUGUUUGGGUCACGAGUAAUGCAAUGAAAGAAAGGCCAGUGGUGAGCAGUGUUUCCCAGCAGGCCGUCUCAUUUUAACUCAAUAUUCUUUCUGCUUAGAGAGAGAAAAAUGUGAUAUGUGAGGAGGAAAACUGAAGGUGUCAAUCCACAGUAAGGUUUUGGGUCUUCAUUCAUUGCUUGGAGAGAGAAAAAUUGUGUCCUGGAUGAUUAUAACUCGACAUUCACGUCGCUUAGAGAGAAAAAUUUAACUGGAUUGUGUGUCAGGAGGAAAAACAGAAGGGUGUCAUAAUCUGCUGUAAAUUUUCGAGUAUUAGUCCUUUGCUUAGAGAGAGAAAAAAAUCAUUGGGUUAUGUGUUUGAAGGAGAACUGAAAGGUGUCAUAAUUUGGCAAAAAAGCUUGUGAGUAUUAGUGGGUUGCAUAGAGAGAUGAGAAUUUCACUGGAUUAUGUGUCAGAAGGGAAAACUGAGAAGUAUCAAUCUGUUGUAAGCUUUUGAAUAUUGAUCCAUUGGUUAUAGAUAAAUAUUUGACUGGGUUAUGUCAGAAUGAAAACUGGAAGGUGUUUCAUUCUGCCGUAAGCUUGUAAGUAAUAGGUCCAAUACUGAUGUCAUUUAAGAAGAGGAACAAAAGAGAGGAGGCAGACACUGUUUACCCUAUCAGAUAUUACUUCAAGGCUUAUGUUAUUCAGGCGCAAGGGUGAGAAAACAUUUGUGAAUCAGAGCAAGGGUGGAGGAGAGUCGUAAGUCAGGCAAGCUGCGUUAUGAGACUCAGUCGGUCCCUCGUACAUUCUCAGACGUCCCCACAGCAACACAGUCUCAGUAGCUGCUUUACCGAGAGGGAGAGACAAUACUACCUUGAAUCAUCAUAUGUAGUCACUAAUAUUUGUGAUUCUGUCUACUAUUCUAUUAAUUUUGUGUGUGUGUAGCGUUCCAUGUGGAAAACGAAUUAGCUGAGGAGGUCCGCGCAGAAGGGACUCCGUUUAAUAAUCACCGUUACUGCAUGAAAAUACUGUCACGUAACCAACCAUCUCAAGGGUCAGUUCAGCAGCUUUGGUCCAGGAAGUGUUGUGUGCAUUUUUUAGGUCGUAGCCCCGAGUCCGCGGCAUUACAGGAGUGAACAGAUUCUGAACUACAUAUCUCUUCUCAGUUUCCUUCCUCAGAUGAUGCAGUAUAAUCAUCGUGGCUGUUGUGGUCAGUAUGAAUGUUGUUACUUUUGUGUGUAUUCCCGAGUCAAUGCUCUUUCUACAGUGUUCUCCAGGAUUGAUGAGUGACGCCGUUUUCUGCUCCAUGUGUGUCUCGAGCAGGAAAGGCACAAGUUUCAUGCCAGAGCGACUGAUUGAUGUCUAUUAUUCCUUCGUGGCUGUGAGCUCCACCCUGACUCAGCUCGUGGGUGGGUGUCCAGGGGAGGUUACUGUGUCCAUAGAGUAUUGUGUCGUCACUGUGGCUGCAACAAUUCAAACAUCCCUUGCCGUGUAUGUCCGAGGAAAGUUUUAUGUAGCUGUAGCCCUAUGAAUGACACUGUCCACUUGUGAUUAUGAGAGACUAAACAGGAGAGUCAGGUUAGUUUUAUGGCUACAGCUCAGUGGACAUAACUUGUUUUGCAUGAUGCAGGGAAAAAUGUAAUUGACAGUUUAGAACAAUUCAAUUAGUGUAAAAGCCGAGAUUAUUUCCUCAGUCCUAGUUAUCAGAUGUAUAUGUUCUAGCCAGUGAAACAACAUGCAAUAACACAAGAGGAUUCUGUUCUUUGUAAUAGAAGCACCAAACACUAGUACUGCUGCAGGUAAAGCCCCGUUCACGCUGUCCUGACUCUGGGCCACGACAACCCAGCGAUUUGGGGUAUACGAGGUCUUGGGUGUGAAAUGUUGAUGGUCGGAAAGAUGUCUAGACGCGAUCGCCGGAUGCUGAUUUGGCACAGUGUGAGGAGGGCCAAAAAGUCACUUGGUUGUCGUGGCCCAGAGUCAGCACAGUGUGAACGGGGCUUAAGUCAAGGAAGAGUAGCACAGCAUCUUGCCAUUGUUAAAUACGUCAAUGUUUUGUUGCAGCAAGUCAACCAGGAAACUCUGUCAGCGCAAACUCCACAAACAGGAUGGUCUGUUUUGAUAGCUUACCAAGGCUAUAGGAGUUCAUAGUUACUUGCAAAACACUAGACUUGAAAUACAUACCUAGGUGGUUCAGAGUACUCCAUCACUGCCCAUUUCACUCCCUCCUCAACCUCUUGUCCCUUCUUCCUCACUCCCUGCUUCCAAGUGUUUAUUUUUUCAGUUUUUUUUUCUCUGGAUGUAGCUUAUUAUUGUGGAAACCUUAGAUAACUGUGAACUACAAGCCAUUUGAGUCCAGCUAACCUAGAAACAGAUCUACCAUGAAACGAACUGUUGCUUAAGUGUUGAUCUUUAGGCAAGUCACGAAAAUGAUGAUAAUUGUUGAAUUUUUUUGUAUACAAUGAACUUUAAUUGUUGAGACCUAGCUAGAUAACUUAUGAACACUCCCAUUUUUUAACCUAGUCAGGCAGUUCUCACGUUGCCAUGUUGUGAGGUGUUAGUGGGCCUGCCAGUCUUCCCACACCACUAUGGCCAUAUUGAACCAUUAUGUGCAGCGCCUCCUGUCACAUGUGGCUGGCAGUGUGCAUCCUCUCAACAUACUCAUUUCACAACAGUGUUUAGCUGCCAUCCUUAAUUUAUUCAGCAGUUGUUCAUACCCGGGAGGAAGAUGAAGAGUGACGGGCCCGGCAUUGUCGAGGGUCCAGUUUUGUAAAGUUGUUGAAGCCUCGUAAUAUUGUUGUGUCGAGUGCAAGUCUGCCGUCAGUCCUUCGCAACAUGUCAUCUGUCAGCUUCCGGUCCAGUCUUGUGAAUGUCUGUGGAAUAGUACAAAUGAUGAUGGGCUUGAAGAAACAAUUUAACAUUUUACGAUGAUUUUUUUGUAUAACUAAAAUUUCUCCUAAAAGUCAUUGUCUGUGAAUGUUUGAAUAAUGUUUUUAAUCCACAAUAAAAGGAUGAUUCACUUUUAGCAAGAUUUUAAAGACUGUGUUUACUUUAUGAACACACGUGAGCAACAGAAAGCUUGUUUUGUUUCUUUGCAUUGGAGGAAAUCAUUCACGCUUUGGUUACAGAAGUGAACACGUUUUACCUUCAUGACACUUCAGUUUUUCUAACACAAGUAAUCAGCAGAAAGCUUCACUACUUUGCAUGAAGCUUUUAUUCUACUGAAAAAAAAAAGGUUAGCACAUAAUAUCCUCAAGCCUUGUUACUGUACUGUUGCAUUUGACCACCUCUUGUCAUCUGUUCCAGCAGGCGUGGUGGCUGGUAGUGUGGCCCACCCUCCCUCCUUCCCGUCCCCUCAUUUUUUCUCCUUCCCCUCCCUUUUCCCCUGUUCCCUCCCUCUCGUACUAUCCCCUCCCUUCCCUGCCUCUCCUUUUUUCCCCUUCCCCUCCCUUUUCCCCCGUUCCCUCCCUCUCGUACUAUCCCCUCCCUUCCCUGCCUCCUUUUUUCCCCUUCCCCUCCCUUUUCCUCCGUUCCCUCCCUCUCGUACUAUCCCCAUCCCUUCCCUGCUCCACCCCCGGGAGGUCGGGCACCAUCAACACCACCACCACCACCACCUCCACCACCUCCACCACCAGCACACAUUCCACAUCUCACCUACUACCAAUGUUACCAUUCAGAACUCUGUGUGUAGUUAUGUUUAUAAUUAUUUUUUUUGUAAAUAGUACAUUAAUAAUUAAAUAUAGCCAAGA